GAGAUUACGAGUUGACAUUGUGUACAUGGUACUUCGUGUUGAUUCCAGGCCUGCAUGAUGCAGCGACACUUCCGUGAAGCCUACGGAAGGUUGCUGAUAUGGGGCUUCUUGCUCUGAGUGUCGGGCCGUUUCGGAACCGAGUCCGGGCGGUUCGGUCGUGGAGUCGAGAUUUAUCCUCUAUUUCUACUUUUCGCAACGGAGCCCUCACAUCGAAGGGCUCACUGAUCCAAAGGCGAUGUGGAGGAUUAUUUCAACACAGUUUCCCAAUCGCUCGGUUACUUAGCUCAAACAAGCCCCCACGAGGGUUUGAAAAGUUUUUCCCAAAGAGUGAAGAGAGCACUGGUGUCAACAAAUCAUCUGAAGAUGAAAAUACCAAAAAACAAGAAUCACUUGUAAGGGAAGAGCAGGACACAAAUAAUGAUGAGGACAAAAGAAGAAGAAGAGGGGGAAAAAACGAAGAGUCACACUGGUGGACACGCUUUCAGGAGGAGUUUCCCUUGGAUCAAAAAUCAUUUCAGUACUUUGCAUUCGGUGCUGCAGGGAUGACCUCAGCUUUUUUGUACUUUUACUUCCGAGAGACGGGGAUACAGAUCUCCUGGAAUGACUUUGUGCGGUACUACCUGAACACAGGCUUGGUCAAUCGCCUGGAGGUUGUCAAUAAACAUUAUGUCAAAGUAAUUCCUUACCAGGGAGUGAACACAUCUGAAGUGAGCUUUUUGUGGUUCAACAUUGGCAGUGUUGAGUCAUUUGAGCACAACCUGGAAAUGGCCCGGCAAGAAAUUGGUUUGGACUCACAGAGAGUUCCUGUAUUCUACAGCAGUGAAAUCGAUGGGACACUCCUUUUAAAUGCCCUUCCAACCUUACUGCUGGUGAGCUUUUUAGUUUUAGCCAUGCGAAGGGGACCAAUGGCAGGAGGUCGUGGUGGUAACGGGCGAGUAGACCCCUUCAGCAUGAGUGAAUCCAAAGCUAAAAUAAUCAAAGACAACAUCAAGGUUCGGUUCAGAGAUGUCGCAGGCUGUGAGGAGGCUAAACUGGAGAUUAUGGAGUUAGUCAACUUCUUGAAGAACCCACGGCAGUACCACGACCUAGGAGCCAAGAUCCCAAAGGGUGCAGUGUUGGCGGGCCCACCUGGUACUGGAAAGACCUUGCUAGCUAAGGCCACGGCAGCAGAAGCCAACGUCCCCUUCAUCACCGUCAACGGCUCCGAAUUCCAGGAAAUGUUUGUUGGCGUGGGUCCAGCGAGGAUAAGGGACACGUUUGCCACAGCUCGAAAACACGCUCCCUGCAUCCUCUUUAUUGAUGAGAUUGAUGCAAUUGGCAGGAAGCGAGGCAGAGGGAACUUUGGCAACCAGAGCGAGCAGGAAAACACCCUCAACCAGUUGCUUGUGGAAAUGGACGGGUUCAACAGUUGCACUAACGUAGUAGUUUUAGCUGGCACCAAUAGAGCUGAUAUUCUGGAUCCAGCUUUGAUGAGGCCGGGACGCUUCGACCGACAUAUAUACCUAGGACUACCAGAUAUUAAAGGCAGAGCAUCCAUCUUUAAGGUGCAUUUAAGACCUCUGAAGUUGGAUACUAAUAUAGAAGAACAGGCUUUGGCCAGGAAGCUAGCUGCACUCACUCCAGGUUUUACUGGGGCUGAUAUUGCUAAUGUGUGCAAUGAAGCGGCUCUAAUAGCUGCACGCCACCUCAGCCAACAUGUCAACACUAAGCACUUUGAGCAGGCAGUCGAUAGAGUUAUUGGAGGUCUGGAAAAAAAGACUCAGGUAAUGCAGCUUCCAGAGAAGACUACUGUAGCGUAUCACGAGGCCGGACAUGCUGUGGCCGGCUGGUUUCUCGAACAUGCAGACCCCCUUCUUAAGGUCUCCAUUGUUCCCAGAGGAAAAGGUUUGGGUUAUGUGCAAUAUCUGCCUAAGGAACAGUACCUGUUCAACCGUGAGCAGCUGUUUGACAGAAUGUGCAUGAUGCUGGGGGGUCGAGUGGCUGAGCAGGUUUUCUUUCGGCGAAUCACCACCGGGGCGGAGGAUGACCUCAGGAAGGUCACCCAGUCUGCAUAUGCACAGGUCGUACAGUUUGGAAUGAAUGAGGUGGUGGGCCAGGUUUCUUUUGACCUCCCUCAGCCGGGUGACAUGGUAACUGAGAAGCCCUACAGUGAAACUACAGCCCAGCUCAUAGAUCAGGAGGUCCGCUUGCUUAUAGACUCUGCCUUCCAGCGAACCCUUCAGCUCAUCACAGACAAGAGAGAUAUGGUGGAGAAGGUAGCAAAACGUCUGCUAGAAAAGGAGAUGCUGGACAAAGCGGACAUGGUGGAGCUGCUGGGAACUCGUCCCUUUCAAGAGAAGUCAACAUAUGAAGAGUUUGCUGAUGUGCUGGGGAGAUUAGAGGAGGACCCUUCUAUAUCUCAAGGGCCAGAAGGAGUACUGAGAGUGGGAAAAACACUUGCAGAAUGAGCAAAUCAAAUCAGCCCUUUUCCUGUAGUUGGACACGCAGCCUCAAGAUAUUAAGCUGAAUUAAGUUAAAUAUUUUGGAAGUUUGUCACCAUCUGGUGCAGAGUGUCGGGGCUCUGAAUGAAAUGCCUUGUUCUCACAGCUGCAAAGUGAGAUAUGGUGACGUGUUGCACAGGUCUUAAAUGGCCUCAAUGAUGCAAUUUCUGAAAUUGUAGUAUUUAUAUUCCAGGGGGAAUAACCAAAAAUACUCAUCAUGUUAUUCUUAGGUCAGUCGGUAAGCCAACGCUUCUGCACUUAUUGAGUGCAACUUACAAAACUGAAACCAAAUGAGAUUUGCGACAUUGUGUCACUUACCACAUGAAUUGUGGUUUGUAUUGUCAGUUACACACGAUGCUGGUAUUGUUAUAUGAUGGUAUCAUAGGUACAAUUUUAUUCUAAGACUCUAUGCCUUCAUCCAACCUUACUUUUGUUAAUAUGACAAGAAUGGUUCCAGUCCCGGCUGCCACUUCAUUGUGUUGAUAGCUGAAUAUCCAAAACGUUUUGUCUAGGUAAAAGCCAGUUUUCUUUAAGAUUAAGGUUAAUGUUUUUUAGGUACUUCAAUUGUACUUUUUGAAAGUGUUAAAUAUUUCUUCUCACUGUUCUAUAAUGAACACAUUUUUAGAUAUGUGAAGAUGUGUCUAAAUUUAAAUACAUUUGUAUCACCAUUACAGUCUUUCAGCAGACAUCACCCUUU
Messenger RNA from Eleginops maclovinus (Patagonian blennie), 3177 nucleotides. Its product is annotated as AFG3-like protein 1. The transcript has 17 exons. Bases 99 to 2447 code for a protein of 782 amino acids. Gene Ontology annotation, cellular component: m-AAA complex; membrane. The record is from RefSeq and is a predicted model, not a curated record. Gene Ontology annotation, biological process: mitochondrial protein processing. Lineage: Eukaryota; Metazoa; Chordata; Actinopteri; Perciformes; Eleginopidae. Gene Ontology annotation, molecular function: ATP hydrolysis activity; ATP-dependent peptidase activity; ATP binding.